CGCAGGCCAGGAAUCCACAGCUCACCAAAUGCAUCUGUAGAGUCAGCUUGGAUCUCAGUGCUCAGCUCCGCUGAGCUCCACAGGGCUUCACAGGACAGCAAGGACUGGUCUGGCAGUGCAGCCGAAAAGGUGGACAAGUCCUAUUUUCAAGAGAAGAUGACUUUUAACAGUUUUGAAGGAUCUAAAACUUGUGUACCUGCAGACAUCGAUAAGGAUGAAGAAUUUCUAGAAGAGUUUAAUAGAUUAAAAACUUUUGCUAAUUUCCCAAGUAGUAGUCCUGUUUCCGCAUCAACGCUAGCACGAGCUGGUUUUCUGUAUACUGGUGAAGGAGACACCGUGCGGUGCUUUAGUUGUCACGCAGCAAUAGAUAGAUGGCAAUAUGGAGACUCAGCAGUCGGAAGACACAGGAAAGUAUCCCCAAAUUGCAGAUUUAUCAAUGGCUUUUAUUUUGAAAAUACUGCUGCACAACCUACAAAUCCGGGUAUCCAAAAUGGUCAGUAUAAAGCGGAAAGCUACCUGGGAAACAGAAAUCAUUUUGUUUUAGACAGGCCAUCCGAGACUCAUGCAGACUAUCUUUUGAGAACUGGACAGGUCGUAGAUAUUUCAGACACCAUAUACCCGAGGAACCCUGCCAUGUAUAGUGAAGAAGCUAGAUUAAAGUCAUUUCAGAACUGGCCAGACUAUGCCCACUUGACCCCAAGAGAGUUAGCUAGUGCUGGACUCUACUACACAGGUAUUGAUGAUCAAGUGCAGUGCUUUUGUUGUGGUGGAAAACUGAAAAAUUGGGAACCUUGUGAUCGUGCAUGGUCAGAACACAGGCGACACUUUCCUAACUGCUUCUUUGUUCUGGGCCGGAAUGUUAACAUUCGAAGUGAAUCUGAUGUUGUGAGUUCUGAUAGGAAUUUCCCAAAUUCAACAAAUGUUCCAAGAAAUCCAGCCAUGGCAGAUUAUGAAGCACGGAUCAUUACUUUUGGGACGUGGAUAUACUCGGUUAACAAGGAGCAGCUUGCAAGAGCUGGAUUUUAUGCUUUAGGGGAAGGUGAUAAAGUAAAAUGCUUUCACUGUGGAGGAGGGCUAACUGAUUGGAAGCCCAGUGAAGACCCUUGGGAACAACACGCUAAGUGGUAUCCAGGGUGUAAAUAUCUGUUAGAAGAGAAGGGACAAGAAUAUAUAAGCAAUAUUCAUUUAACCCAUUCACUUGAGGACUCUAUGGUAAGAACUGCUGAAAAAACACCAUCAUUAACUAAAAGAAUUGAUGAUGCCAUCUUCCAAAAUCCUAUGUUACAAGAAGCUAUACGAAUGGGAUUUAGUUUCAAGGACAUUAAGAAAAUAAUGGAGGAAAAAAUUCAGACAUCUGGGAGCAACUAUAAAUCACUUGAGAUUCUGGUUUCAGAUCUAGUGAGUGCUCAGAAAGACAAUACACAAGAUGAAUCAAGCCAGACUUCAUUGCAAAAAGGUGAGACAACUGAGGCUCAAAGGUGAAGUGAUUUAUUCAAAGCUAUCUAGCUACUUAGUGGCAGCCCAGACUGGGACAUAGUUUGAAGGUGAAAAACUUCAAGUUACCUCUCCUGGGAGGUCUCAAAUGUUUAUUUUUUCAACUAUUCUUUCUUUUAUACCAUAACUUUCACUACAUAUUAAAUGACACUUUAUGACUAAUACAAUAGGACAAUCUUAAAUACAUAUAUCUUCAAAUUGUACAAUACUACAUUAAUAUUUUGGGUGGUAAGAUUGUAUUUUGAAGACUAAAGUUUGCAAAUAUGCAUAGAGUUUUUUUUGGCAUUUCCUACAUUCUUAUUGUGUAUCAUUAAUGCAACAUUUAAAAUUACUAUAUAAGUAUAUUUUGUCAUUUUCUCUAUACUUAGUAACAAAUUUGCAUUUUUGAUUUGAUGUAAUAAAGGCUUUAAUGUAAUUUUUGUUAGAAGAUUUUGCAUUUUUUCAUUACUGUUAUAUUUAAUCUGACAGAAUGAUGGAUUCUUAUGUCAUUGUAUUAGUGUUGUGAAUAAUCGUGAAAUGUUUUCAGAUAGAGUGCUAUAUUUGUGAAUAUAAUUUUAUGACUUUUUUCAUUUAGUAGAAACCUUUCCAUCACUAUGGAAAACAAAGAAAAUUGCUUUCCACUGUAUAAUCUGGCAAUCAUCAUAGAUUAAAGCUUAUUUUUCUGUGAAUAAAACUUAUUCAAUAAAGUACUAUUCUUUAAAAUGAUAUCUUACUACUUUGUAUUUAUUUUACUUUCUCAGAAAAAAUAAAA
Molecule: messenger RNA, 2245 nt
Organism: Neomonachus schauinslandi (Hawaiian monk seal)
Lineage: Eukaryota; Metazoa; Chordata; Mammalia; Carnivora; Phocidae
Gene: XIAP
Product: X-linked inhibitor of apoptosis
Exons: 7
Coding region: 157-1482 (441 amino acids)
Cellular component (GO): nucleus; cytoplasm
Source: RefSeq, a predicted model, not a curated record